Molecule: messenger RNA, 2502 nt
Organism: Synchiropus splendidus (mandarinfish)
Lineage: Eukaryota; Metazoa; Chordata; Actinopteri; Syngnathiformes; Callionymidae
Gene: glmna
Product: glomulin, FKBP associated protein a
Exons: 19
Coding region: 151-1908 (585 amino acids)
Cellular component (GO): cytoplasm
Molecular function (GO): ubiquitin-protein transferase inhibitor activity
Source: RefSeq, a predicted model, not a curated record
GCGAGUCUUAGCGGACAGUUUUAAUCACCAAGACGCAUGUCCGUAAGGUGUGGGUGAUUUUAAUGUUUCAUUCUUGGUUUCCAGAACGAUCUUCUCAAGUUAUGAAUUAAGACUUACGUGGGGCGGUAAACAUCAUCCGAGACAGCUGAGAUGUCUCUGGAAGAUCUGUGCAAUGUUGUGGAGAGAUGCCAAGCCCAGCCUGAGGAUGGCUACACCCCAGAGGACUAUGACUUGUUCAUGAUAGCAGGUCGCAGUUGUAUUGAAGAAGGGAACAGUGCUCAGGUGCUCAGCAUCGUCCUGGAUGACAAGAGUCAGGACUUGGUGAGGUCGAUCGGUUGGAGUCUGUUCCCUGCUCUGGUUGAGGGUCUGCUCAGGAAGGAAGACAAGGACCAUCCCAACUACCUCGCCAUCUUCAAUCACCUUCUGCAGACCUGCAGACCAAAAGAGCUGCUGAUUGGCUUGCAAGAGCAGCUUGGAGUAGAAGAUGCCCAAACCAAAGUGGAGCGCCUCCUUCUGCUCAUGCAGCCGCUACAGAAAACGCUGCUUCGAUUAGACGCACCGCGGCGAGCGUCCUCCUUGGGUCUGACGUUGUCCUCCAUGAUGGACCAUGUGGCAGAGCUACCUCUACCUGAGACCAAAGAGCAAGAGCAGGAUGACGUCUUCUCUCUUUGUCGCUGCUGCUCUGAGCUGAUGGAGUUUGUCCGGCCUUUUAUCCAAGAGGCCGCCCACAACAACAAGCCCUCGAACAGCACAUACGAGCAGGAAGUCCGAGCAGAACUUCACAUUUUCUUCAUGAGCGCACUGAAACGGAUCGUCUUAGAAGUUCGACUGGAAGAUCCCGAAACGCUUGAACUGUCUCCACUCAGGAGUUUUGCCUCAGAUAUUUUGAAACAUCUGAGUGCCAUCGGAGUGUCCUUGCCUGGCCUGGUGUUCCUGCCGCUCACAAGGAGGAAGAAACUUCCAGACUUCUUAGAAGAAGAGACACGGCAUCCCAAAGAUGCUCUGGCGAGUCUGGCUCACCUGGUUUAUGUUCAUCACAUGGCCACUGACACAUUUCCGUGCGUCUUCAGUCCAGUGUACACUCUACGGGUGAAUUUGGAACACGUCUGCCACCUGUUGUCCAGCACCAACAGUACCAGGAUCCAAAAAGGACUGGAUCUGCUUGAGAAGACUCUGCAGCGGGUGGACGACCACAGUCUGCCUGUUGAGUUGCUGGAAAUCAAAACCUUCCUCACACUUUCUCAGGAGCUGGAAAAGGUCAUGACCUAUUCCCCAGAACAGGAAGUGAGAACUAAAGGGCUGAAAGUCUUCCAGCUGACCAUCGAUAAGUUUGACCAUGAAGCCAAGUACACUUUCUUUAAGCUGGUGCUGAAGACAAGCUCACACUCUGGACUUCAAGGAUAUAUCAUCAAAAAUAUCAAAAAUCAAGUCGACUUUGCGCUACAGCCAGGAAACACCAACAGCUGGUUCGGGGGGGUUCAUCUGCUUCCUCUGCUACGAUUUGUCUUCAUCCUUCCAGACGGCCCAGAGACGGACCUGCUGAAGUUCCUGGACAGAGUGAUGGAGUCUCUGAACCUGCUGCGAUACCUGGUCAUCCGUGACAAAGUGGCCGACAACAAAACAGGUAUCUGGACUGACUUCAGUCAAAUGGAGGAGUCAUUCCUGAAGCCACUGAGAUUUGGACUGAACAUGUCCAGAGCUCACUAUGAGAAGGAGCUCAGCGGGACUAUGGUGGGCAGCCAGGUCAAAGCGGAAAACAUAAAUGUGUCGGUGGGUGACCAGACGUUGCCUCAGAUGACUCCAGACUCUCAGAUGCAGGCUUUGCAUUCGGCCCUGCACAUGUUCGACAUGAUGGAGAGUGUUCUGGUGCGAAUAGAGGAGCUGGUGGAGACGAAGGACCAGAAGUAGGACGGGGGCACUGAGAUGAUGGAGAAAAUAAAUCAUGACACCAACACUGAACAAGGAACCAUGAAGCACUAUAAGACGGGGGCGUUUCAUCAUGAAGGAUACAUUACAGUCAAACAUGAUCUGGUGACUCUUAUAAAAUAAACUGUCUUCAUACUCCUGAAGAGAAAUAAAGUCACUCCAAAAUGAGUCAUUCUGACCCGUUCUGAGCAGACAGCUUGUGAGGACCAUGACAAAAUCCAGCAGGGUAAAAUAUAAAAUCUCUUUUAUUAAAACCAUGAGGGGAAGAAUGUUAAAAACUAGUGAAAUGCACCAAAUAAAAGUUCAAGUUGAGGGAUUCAAGUCUUUAAAGAGGGGGUGCUCUAGUGCCUGAGCUGCUGUGAUCCGGGUACAUGGGUUCAGGUCCAGCAGCUUAUCUAGUAGGUCGUACGCCUCAUCUGGAACUUGAGUCCAACCCUGAUUUUCUUCCUUCAUGUACUGGGAGCUUGAGGUGUUAGUCCUCUCCGAGUGGUGUGAGGACUGCAGUCUGUCAGCUGGGCUGUGGGUGGAGGUCUCGCCUUUGAUGUGGUCACGGGAGGGAAUGGAGUCUCUGCUCCG